AUGCAGGUUGCUUCAGCGGUUUCCACUCUGAAAGCUAAUCCCUCAGACUCGGUCAAAGAGACCGAGGAACUUCCAAAUUCUUUGAAACCUAUGAAUCCUAUGGAUUAUUCUUCAACACAUGAGGAUGAUGACGACGAUGUCAGUGAUUUGGGCGAGGUUGUUGAUGCCAACAGCCGUUCGACGUCUAGUCACGGCGAAAUUUCUGAUGUGCCGGAUACCGAUGAUUCCGACAUGGCAAAGCAAAUUGAGGCUGCCGGGGAAGGCGAAUCUUUAAUUGGUUCAGAUGAUUCCAGCGAUGAAUCUCAACUCGCCAAAGAGGAGCAAUACAUGAUUCGGGAUGCUGCUUGUCAUCGGCAGGAUGUUAAUCUUUUCGAUGACAAUAACGUUUGGGAUAGCUUGACACCUGCUGGAUUAUCCCUUGAGCGCCAGGAUGUAAUUGCUGAUGAACUUUUUAAACCCCAACGAGGUUUUGCUUCAAGUCCUGAGCCUUCAUUUUCUGACUUUUUUGACUCUUCCGAUGAGAUGGACGCCCAGCACGGCACUUUGAAUGACGACGAGAUUCUCACUACUGAUGAAUCAUCAGGGGAUUGUGAUGAUACUAGUUCAACGGUGAGCGACGUGGGGUCUUUAUCUGUUCCUCUGAUAGCCCAUAUGGGCCCUUCGCAUGAGCCAGAUGGUAACAAACAUGAUUCUAAGCCCGAAGAUGUGCCAAGCGAUGAAGCAGCAUUAAAAACUGCCAUCCCUUUGCUUGUUAUUGAAGACCUUGAUGGACGCCUCAUUUAUGCCAGGGCAGGAGACGGCGAGGCAGUAUUUGGCUCAGAUGGUGAGUUUGAGUUUGCUGGUGAGAGUGAUGAGGAGAGCUCAGAAAACGAUACCUUUCAUGGAACUACCAAUUCUGCUCACCCAUCACACGUUUAUCCCCCCAAGGAAGAGGGUGUAUUCAAUGCUGAUAACUCUCUUAUGGAUGAUGGAGAUACGACCGACGAACUCCCUGACGAGGACAUGCCCUACCCGCGCCUAUUAAUCGGCUCGAUCGCGCCAAAAGGCGGUCGCAAUGCACGCAGAGCCCGUGAAAUUGCGGCACGUACGCGUUGCUCUUCACGUUUGAGUUCACCUGCACCAAGUGCAUCGAAUGUCCCUACGGCAAUGACGCCCAAGAAACCUAGCUCUCUUUCUAAUGUGAUUACCAUUGAUGAUGACGAUAAUGGGCAUGAAAAUCCAUCCGGUCGAGCCUCUGUUGAACAUAAAGAUAGCCAGUCGGCCGCGACCCAUGUGCGUGAAACAAAGGAGCCGACUACUCCGAAGGACAACUAUUUGGAGGAAUCCAAACCUAUGAUGGGCCAGUUCAUGCCUGCAUUCUCUAAAUCAGUCCAUCGUGCAGUCAUUGAUGGAUCGCAUUGUGCGCCGUCACCUUUUAACGCAUUGCACAACAUGCAACGAGAUUUGCGACGAAAGCGCUCACAAACUGCUGUUGAGAGCUCAUUCGACCGGACCAUAAACCAAUCCUCUCAAAAAACCAAACGUAAACGCACGUAUCCGCUUUCCAUGAAAGCUCAGGAUGCUGAUUUGGACAAUGCCGGCAAACAGUCAGAAACAUUGGGUUCUUCUCCGGAACCUCCUGAUUCGACCAAUGGGGAAAUGAUGGACGUAAGUGAUGUUUUGGAUGAGGGUCUUCUUUGGCAAGAUUCGACCAGUGACUCCAGUGAAGAGGAUGCGUCCGUAAAUAAAAAUGCUGUUCCGUGGCGCAAGCGCUUAUCCUCAUCAGGACCACAUGAUCGUGCAUUUGCUAGGUGGAAUCGUAUUCCGAUGGGUGCCUUCCGUACUGCUCAAGAGAAGGGUAUCUCAAACGAUGUUUCGCCUGUUUCGGAUGCCUAUAUGACUCACCAGCGACCUAGCACAAACGACACCGUUUAA
Malassezia sympodialis ATCC 42132 is the source of this 1914-nucleotide messenger RNA. RefSeq lists its product as uncharacterized. Bases 1 to 1914 code for a protein of 637 amino acids. The record is from RefSeq and is a predicted model, not a curated record. Lineage: Eukaryota; Fungi; Basidiomycota; Malasseziomycetes; Malasseziales; Malasseziaceae. The transcript is spliced from 2 exons.